This is a messenger RNA of Gigantopelta aegis, 1405 nucleotides long. RefSeq names its product CXADR-like membrane protein. The transcript has 7 exons. NCBI's taxonomy places the organism in Eukaryota, Metazoa, Mollusca, Gastropoda, Neomphalida, Peltospiridae. The record is from RefSeq and is a predicted model, not a curated record. Bases 161 to 1009 code for a protein of 282 amino acids.
UCAUGAUCCCUUUUGUUCUCAGAAGACUUCUGCUGCCAUAUUGAAAAUUGAAUUCUCUGCACAACUGCAACACAAGAAAUAACACAGUGCUGACUUUACUCCGUCAAAUUGGCUGUUACUGAUCACGACAGUUGUGUCCCAGUGUGACGUCACUAUUGGUAUGGCCUUUUCACGGAUUGUCUUUGAAGUUUCUCUGCUUGUCUCUCUUAUUGCGAACUUCACUGUUGAAGGGGCAGAUACAGAGACUUAUUGCAUGGACCCUGCAAACCCCGGGGACAGUACAACAUUAACCUGCACAAUAACUGGCAAGAUAAACGGUGGAAUCAGAUGGAUCAGACCUAUUGCUUCAAACCCAAGAACAGAGGUAGCAAAGUGUGACACUCGUAAUACCUUCUGUCUUUACCCUGGAAAUAUAACCGGCUACAAGGCUGUUGCUGUUUCACCUACCAGGAAUAGCCUCACCAUAGAUUCCUUCAACCCCGUUAUAGAUGCCGGAGAAUGGACAUGCCAAGACGGAAUGGUCGGUUUAGUCAGACGUAAAUGCAACAAGACUGUCACAGCUGGUCCACACGAUGUUGCUCUUGCGUCUCCUGAGUAUGUCACAGAAGGAGACAAUCUGACUCUGAACUGCACAGCACGGUGUAACCCAUCACCAUGUUCCUUCUCGUGGACAUUUGAAAACAACACAGUCUCGUCAGGCGCUCUAUUGUCACUGACAAACAUCAGCAACACUCAGUACGGAAACGUGUACACGUGUACAGUUAACAACACUGCCAUUCCAAACUCUACAACAAUUCAGUUCACGCUAACUAUCAAACAUGGUGCAGAGCACGUGGUUGUCUUAAGGGAUUCAAGUGCUACAUGGGGCGUUGUGAUCGUGAUCGCUGGUUUACUGGUUCUUGCAUUUCCCACUAUAUGGGUAGUUUACAAGAAAGCAAUAAAGAAGAAAGUUGGAGAUGGGCAGAACGAAUUUAACAGGGUUCGAAUUUCACGACGGCAAUUGUUGUAGGUGUCCUUCUUACUUGCCGUUAUGCCCCUGAAAUUUUACGGUGUCGACGGCAAGAAAAAUGAUGCUGUGCCUUACCUGGUUUGCCACCGUGCCCUUAGGAAUAUAUAUUUUUUUAAACCCAUCAUUUUAUUAUUUAGAAAUGACACAUAUUGUAACAUGAAAAAUCACAGCUAGCUAAGUCUGGCUGCUUGUUUGCACACUAAGUGACAGGUCAGUUAUACCAGGAUGAAAAACAAAACGUACUAAAAUGCCCAUAACAAUAACGGUAUUUAGAGGAGUUUAAAGGGACAUUCCUGAGUUUGUUGCAAUGUUUUGGACAUUCCUGAGUUUGCUGCAAUGUUUAAAAUGUUAUCGACUAACAGAGACUUUUUAACGAUUGCAAAUAUUAGUGGCUGU